AUGGCAGGGCUGCAGAUGCGCCCGUUUGAUACACCCAUGGAAAUCGGAAUCCUCGAAUUUGCAGCCAAGCUCGCAGCAAAUAGCUUGGGUCGACUUGAAGAUAAUGGCAGUCAAAGCUUGCCCCUGGUUCAAAAUGGCCGCCAACCAAGCGACCGCAAAGUCGCCAGCGCAUUCUUGGUCGUCGACACCAUGGUCUUGAACUUCGGAUGGUAG
Molecule: messenger RNA, 213 nt
Organism: Pyrenophora tritici-repentis Pt-1C-BFP
Lineage: Eukaryota; Fungi; Ascomycota; Dothideomycetes; Pleosporales; Pleosporaceae
Source: RefSeq, a predicted model, not a curated record